GAAAACGGAGAGAGCAAUCGAAAGGCAGUCGAUCUACUUAUUGAUACAAUCAUCAGGAUCUGGCCACAUCCAAACGGUUGGUUCAGGGAGUUUGAGGAUGCACUGUCAGCUGGGGUUUGUAAACAUGCAGCCAUCUACAUGGAGGAUAGUCCUCCAAGUCCAUCUCUGGAGGCAGAGAAUGACAAUUGUGUCAGACUUAUUGAACUUCUUUUGAGGGUGAAGACUACUGAUGCCUGUUUUGCGGAAGAUAUUCUAUUCCCAGAGGACCGUGAAAUUGUAUGUGUGUAGACUGUAUUAGUGCCAUAUGGGACAUUGUCCAUAGCCUAAACUCCUAUAAAAUCAGAUUGUUGAUGAUCAGUAGACCUAAAUGUAAACUGUAGAUAUAUUUAUGUAAUGCAUCUCUGGACCAGAUGAGGGCAGACUAAUGCCACUAACUUCACUGCAGCUAUUGAUAGGGUAUGGAUUUAUUAUGUGAGUACAUUUUUUGUCAUGCAUUAGCCUGUAUUUUAACAAUUAUAUUUAUGUUCUAGAUAUUAGCUGAAUAUCAAAACAGAAGAAAUAUAUGUGGGGCUCGGGAACUUCUCAGGAGUUCUCCAUCUUCUUGAAGGUGUUACAGGACACUGAACACCCUGACCUGUUUAAAGAACUGAUAGGGAAUACACCUGUUGAUUACUUGAUAGGUAAGGAUUCAUAUAUUCCCCUAUUAUUGCCCUUCAUGCUAGCCUAAACCAUGCUCCUUUGAACUUGAACAGAUCUUGUGAGGAAUAGUAGCCAGUAGAUUCUGACCCUACCGUUACGCUUGUUUACACUGAGUUAGACUGGGGUCAGAACACAAUCAUGGUUAAAUUAAGACACUGUGGAGCCGGCGCGAGAUAUGGGUCAGAAAACGUACCUCAAUGCAGGGAUGGGAUAUGCCACUGUACUCCAAAUGUUACCUUUAUCCACACUGAUACAUCGAGAAGUUUUCCCGGAAAGCUUUUCAUCCUAGCUAGCAGUAGCCACUGCAGCCUUUUUGGAAUGGCAGUGUCAGCCAAUCAGCUCCUUUAUUGUUCAACGCGACAUGCCAUACCAUAAUGGCUGCUGUGGCUACUGUUAGCUACGCAGCAUGAGGACGAAAAGGUCUGUUUUCUGGGAAAACUAGUAGUAUUUCAAUCUUCUCUAUGUAUCAGUGUGGAUAAAGGUAGAAUUUGGAGAACAGUGGCAUAUCCCAUCCCUGCAGUGACAUUUUCCGACCCAUAUCUCGCGCAGGCUCAACUGUAACCAUUAUUGCGUUAAGACCCCAGUGUAGGUCAGUCUAAACAAGCGUAAUGGUAGGGUUGUAAUCUGCUAGCUAUGAGGAAUAGUAGCUGUGAAUAAGUUGUAAAUGUUGAUUAGCCUAUCCAUGUCUUUUUCUCAUCAUGAUAUAAUUUAUAUUAUAAACCGGGUAGUUUGAAUACUGGAUGCUGAUUGGCUAAAACAGCAUUUAGCCCUGUGUAUGUGAGACCAUAUACCAUGACUAUGACAUUUAGCCUUUUCACCUUGAUAUCAUUGCGCCUUUUUACCUUGAUAAAAUGGCUACAUCAACAAUAGUUCAACAUGCCGAUGUAGAAAAUAUUUGUUUAGAUGAACGAAAAGAACAUUGUGUAACAAACAAAGUGGGCACUUACCUGCUUCACUGACUGGUGUGCAGAAAAAGGGAUACAUUGUGAGUUUGGGAAUACAACAAAAAUUGAGCUGAAUGUCAUUCUAUGGGACUUUUAUGGUUCAGUUAGAAACAUGAAUGGCAACGAAUUAGGUGGUGUAAAAUACUUUAAAGUACUACUUAAAUCGUUUUUUUGGGUAUCUGUACUUUACUGUACUAUUUAUAUUUUUACUUCACUACAUUCCUAAAGAAAAUUAUGUACUUUUUCAUCCAUACAUUUUCCAUGACACCCAAACGUGCUUGUUCCAUUUUGAAUGCUUAGCAGGACAGAAAAUUGUCAAAUUCCCACACUUAUCAAGAGAACAUCCCUGGUCAUCCCUACUGCCUCUGAUCUGGCGGACUCACUAAACACAAAAUGUCUGAGUGUUGGAGUAUGAUACGUAAAUAAAAUAAAAACAAGAAAAUUGUGCCGUCUGGUUUGCUUAAUAUAAGGAAUUUUUUAUUAUUCGUACUUUCACAUUUACUUGAGUCAUUUUCUAUUAAUGUAUCUUUUACUUUUACUCAAGUAUGAUAAUUGGGUACCCCCCUCCUCAGUUUGGCAUGGAAUACACAGAAGGACACUGAAUUCACAAUGAACAACAAUGUGUCUGUCGGCGUAAUUAAAAAGUUGAGGAAAGAGGGGCGCGACAAAGCUGCCCACCAGUGAAUGGAUACAUAUGGUAUGUAACUGUUACCUAGCUAUUUAAAUCAUUCUAAUGUACCCUGACAAUAUAACCUGUUGCUAUGUAGACCUAACUAUUAGCUAACGUUAUUUUGUCUUAUAUGUUUCAGGUACACAAAAGAGCCGAUUGGAG
Molecule: messenger RNA, 2475 nt
Organism: Coregonus sp. 'balchen'
Lineage: Eukaryota; Metazoa; Chordata; Actinopteri; Salmoniformes; Salmonidae
Source: the annotation of a GenBank genome assembly